GGAGCUGGGCAUGAACGCCAGCAUCACAACCAUCAGCACAGCUGGCACCUCCCCCGCUAUUGCCAGCCACCGCCAUGGUACCACCAGACCUACACAUCACAUCCAGAUAGUGACCCAGGCUCCCAGCUGCAUCUAUCCCAGCUCCACUGCAUCAUGGGCAGCCUCUGGCCUGGCCACUGGCCUCUGAUCCUGGUCCACAUGCUUCUGCUGCAAAUCCAGCCCGUUAAGGUGCAGGGAGUUGAUCCCGUGUCCAAGAAACUACGAAGACUCAACGAACAGUUCCAGCAGUUCCAGGCGCUGACCCAGGCCCGUUUGGACAUGUUGGCCCUGAACCAGAACAGAAACUUCUCAGCGGGUCUGGAGAGCCGAGUUCAGGUCCUGAGUGACCACUGGCGCCACAUGUCACAGGACCUCGAACACCUCAAGCAGAGCUCAGCGCAGGAGAUAGAGGGUCUCAGAGAGUGGAGCAGGAAGCUGGAGAAGAAGAGUAAGCGGAUGGAGGGUCGUCUAGCUUUGAUGGAGAGGAACCUGAGGGAGAACCGCCGCCACGCCCAGAAACAGAAGCCUGAUCCUGGUCAGGAUUACGCCAACCUCACCCUGGAGCUCCAGAGCCAAGACGAAAGGCUGGGUGCCCUUCAGGCCCAGCGCGACGAGCUGAUCAUUGGGCUGAAAGGGUUGCAGGAAUCCCUGAAAAACCAGGCGCUGCGUGUGACCCGGCUGGAGGGCCGGCUCAGCGAGGUCCUGCAGCAGAACGGAGGAGGGAACACCGGGGGGUUGUGGAGGGCGGGAGAGCCCCACAACGCCGACGUCACACCUCAGGAAUACCAUGAACCACGUAGGAGAAGCCAGACGCAUCGAGGAAUGAGGCCUGGAAGGAUUCUGGAUACCGAACCCAGAUCAGAAGGUAUCAGCUAUACCCAGACUGAAAGACAAUACCAGGCAACACCGAACCAGCCUAAACAAUCAAAGACCCAGAAGUCAAGACCUCAACCAGAAUCUCAUCCGCAGAUACAAGUCCAGUACUCAAAUCCUGAACCCAUGCCCACAGAUUACAUGCCCCAGCCUGACCUUUACCGUCCCCAGUCACAGAUCCAGGUGCGGGCCCAGACAAAGCCUUACCCGAUCCAGCAGGAGCAGCUCCAGUCUCGCCAGACUGUGCCUUAUCUUCAUGCCCAGGUCCAGCCCCAGUCCCAGGUCCAGCAACGAUCCCAACCUCAGUUAUAUCAUCAGAGACACCCCCAGUCACACAAUCCCAGUCACCCCUCUUGGCUCCAGCCCCUGCCCCGUUCUCCAACCUAUCCUGAACCCACCAAAGACAGACAGAGCGGCACCAGACUUGGAGCUCCACAGCCCCAGGCUUCAGAUGAUCUCCCUCAGCCCCAGUCUGAGUCUUAUCAGACCAGGGUGAGCGGGUGGGAUGAAGGAGAGGAGGAAGAAAGUGACACAAAGGUAGAGUCUUCAGUGAUCCACAACUUCCUGCAGCUUCCUGUAAGGCACAAGAUCCCUGCAAGACCAGUUCCCAAAAAGGAUGCUACCAUCUGUAACGUGGACUCCGUGUUGUUCUUCCCCUCGGCCUCAGCGGACAACUAUGUCACCUUCUUCCAGACUCUCCCCGACCUUCCUGAACUUUCUGUGUGUUUGUGGCUCCGUGUGGACGCCUCACAUGUCGGCACACUGCUCUCUUACGCCACAGACGACAACGACAACCAGUUAGUUUUGUAUGGACGCAACGCAUCCUUCUCUGCUCCUUCCUCAUCUUCCUACGCCUCCUCUCCCUCACCCUCCUUGGACUUUGUCAUCGGAGACCCUGUCUAUCGCCGUCUCCCUGCGUCGUCGCUCCUGGACGCUCGCUGGCACCACCUCUGCGUCCUCUGGUCCUCCAUCCAGGGUCGUUUCUGGCACUACAACGACCGCCGCCUCACCUCCUCGGGCUCCAAUUUCAGGAAGGGCUGGGAGAUUCCCGGAGGCGGAUCAGUGGUGUUGGGGCAGGAGCAGGAUACUGUCGGUGGAGGGUUUGACCCCGCAGAGGGUUUUGCUGGGAGGGUGGCGGGGUUCAGGGUGUGGAGCCGGGUGCUGAGCCCUUCGGAGGUGGAAGGGGUGGCAGCUGGAAGAGGCGUGCCCAGAGGGGUGGUGCUUGGCAUGGAGGACAUAAAGGAGGUACAUGGGGAGGUGCAGCAGGUGGCAUGUGAAUGUUUAGAGCACUGUGUGUGAUAAAGUUACAGAGGAGGAUUCAAAUUAAGAAUUUCAUCCUAAAAACACAUUUUUAAAAGGAAUGUUAAUUUUCUCUUGUUUGCCUAACUCUUAAAAGGCCAAAUAAACUUUUUUUUUCUUUUAGAUAUCAUUUUUUUUAUAUUCAUUGGAUGUACACACAGCAGUAUACUGGACUUAAAGAUAGAUUAACCAAAACUGGGACUGGUCAGCUAUGCAAUAAUAACCUGAGUUUGAACCACCAGUCAAUCAUCAAGUAUCAACACUAGAAAGUAUCUUGGAAUAAUACGAGUGUGCUUGUAAAUGUGAUAUUAAUGUCCAUUACUUUCAUGAAAAAAACAUUCUUGUAGGGUGGGUAUCACCCUGUUUCCAAUACUGGAUAGAAACUCUUCAAAUGGCGGAUUUAAUGUUUUAUUCUGUAUUUGUCACUCAUCUGUAUCGUCCAUUAAACCUCUGAGACCCACUUAAGCUCAGUAUAAGCUCACUUUUGAAACAGAUUCCUUCUGAUUGGUAACAGACAUAAUAGGUUAUAUAAUAAAACAGCAUAUAAUUAUGAUUAUUAUCCGUGACUAAUUUUGUUAAACAUAAUAUAGGUACAGGAUGGAGAUUAGAGGAGGAGAAAAAUACCUUGUUUUUCAAUGAUGCUGCACUUUCUUUCUUACAUGUUUGUGGAUGUCUUUGAACUUUUUUUGUAACUGUAUGACUGUAGAUGGAGAUAUCUGUGGCUCUGUCUUCUUGCAGACAGAAACUUAUAAUGCUUAUUUUUAUAUGAAUAAAUUUGGUAAAAGUCA
This is a messenger RNA of Sebastes umbrosus (honeycomb rockfish), 2999 nucleotides long. It is a transcript of the gene ptx4, whose product is annotated as pentraxin-4. Lineage: Eukaryota; Metazoa; Chordata; Actinopteri; Perciformes; Sebastidae. The transcript is spliced from 5 exons. Bases 154 to 2211 code for a protein of 685 amino acids. The record is from RefSeq and is a predicted model, not a curated record.